UCUCUACAGGUUGCGAUAGUUGAUCCUUUUGUUGACCCCAGUGCUUUUGAUCUGGUUCUGGGCUUUCCUCGUUAUUGGCUGGUAUUGAAAUAGCUGGAACACUGUUCCCAAAGUGCGUUACUUAGAACCGAUGAUGAAAAUCUACACAAUGUCAAAUGCUUAACUGAGGAAUGAGAAUGGAAAAAUAGGUGAUCAAUUGUAAUAGAGCUUUUGGAUUCUUCUGGAGAAGUUAAUCAAGUGAAAAAGGAAAUAAGGAACUGUAGAGUGUAGAUGGUUUUCAAGAGUUUGGAGACACUGGAAAGAGAAUAAUAGUACCUGGUUUGGUAAUACAGAACAACCCAGAUCUCUUAUACCCAUCUAGCUUGGGCACUGCAAGUUCUGGCAGUGCCCAUGGUUGCAACAGGGGGUGGAACCCCAUCCCUACAAUGCGAUGACAUUGUCGAACAACCUGUCAGCUCUAUUGUUGCCCCUUCUUUACCUGCAUUUCAGCGCCAACAACGUCAUUGCUUUGGAGAAUCUAUCCCUGGAGAAUUCCCCUUGGCUGCCAACCCUUCUAUCUUUCUCCAUGUUCUUACAGGUUGUAAUAUGGACCCUCGAGAUCUUGCAAAACUUGAGGCAACAUGUUCUUUCUUCAGGAACCCUGCAAAUUUUGACCCUGAUUUUGGCCUGUCCAUAUCAGAGUUGGCUGCUCUGGAUAUGUGCCACAAGAGAGCCAUAUUUAAGCCAAUGACAACUGAAGAAAGAGAUCUUCUGAGGCAGAGGUGUGGGGGUUCUUGGAAGCUGGUCUUACGGUUUCUGCUGGCUGGAGAAGUAUGUAGCAGGAGGGAGAAAUCACAUGCGAUAGCAGGCCCAGGUCAUAGCAUCGCUGUGACAUCAAAAGGGGCAGUCUAUUCAUUUGGCUCUAACAGCACAGGCCAGCUUGGGCAUGGCACAUUGGAAGAGGAAUGGCGGCCUCGGCAAAUCAGAUCUUUGCAAGGAAUUCGGAUUAUUCAAGCAGCCGUUGGGGUUGGUAGGACAAUGUUGAUAAGUGAUGUUGGGAGAGUGUAUGCAUUUGGAAAGGACUCCUUUGGCGAAACUGAAUUACCUGGUGAAGGAACUAGAUGUGUUACAACACCACAACCUGUUGAGUCCUUAAAGGACAUAUUUGUCGUUCAGGCUGCAAUCGCGCAUUUCUUUACAGCUGUUCUAUCUAGAGAGGGCAGGGUCUAUACAAUAUCUUGGGGCAAUGACACCAAGCUUUGUCAUCAGACUGAACCAAAUGACCAAGAGCCGCGUCCCCUGUUAGGUUCUCUGGAGAACAUACCUGUGGUGCAAAUCGCGGCUGGGUAUUGUUACCUCCUAGCCCUGGCUUGUCAACCUAGUGGCAUGUCUGUGUACUCUGUGGGGUGCGGUUUAGGGGGAAAGCUUGGUCAUGGUUCAAAGACAGACGAGAGAUACCCUCGAUUGAUUGAACAAUUCCAGGCUCUUAAUCUUCAGCCGGUGGUGGUUGCAGCUGGUGCUUGGCAUGCUGCUGUAGUGGGGGAAGAUGGACGAGUCUGCACUUGGGGUUGGGGGCGUUAUGGAUGUUUGGGUCAUGGCGACGAAGAAUGUGAAUUGGUGCCAAAAGUAGUGACAGGCUUAAGUGAGGUCAAAGCUGUCCAUGUUGCCACCGGGGACUAUACGACUUUUGUAGUGUGUGAAAGUGGUGAUGUGUAUUCAUUUGGAUGUGGAGAAUCAUCUAAUCUUGGACACAAUAUUGAGCCUGAUGGACAGGGAAACAGGCCUACACAUGUUUAUUCCCCACAGCUGGUGGCGUCGCUAAAGCAGGUGAAGGAGCGUGUUGUACAAAUCAGCCUCACCAAUGCCGUUUAUUGGAAUGCCCAUACUUUUGCACUCACAGAGACAGGAAAGUUGUAUGCAUUUGGUUCAGGUAACAAAGGCCAACUAGGUGUGGAACUUGACCAGAACGAGAGGGGGAAUCCAGACCUUGUUGACAUUGAUCUCAGUUAACCAUAAAUUGCUUCCAGUCUGCUGCAUUCUCUACUCCACCUCCCAAGUAGUUUCUUUGUGAUUCAUUGUUGACAUCAUCAUUGAUACAACUGCUUUAGUGUUCAGAUUUUCUU
Telopea speciosissima is the source of this 2102-nucleotide messenger RNA. Its product is annotated as ultraviolet-B receptor UVR8-like. The record is from RefSeq and is a predicted model, not a curated record. Lineage: Eukaryota; Viridiplantae; Streptophyta; Magnoliopsida; Proteales; Proteaceae. The coding region runs from base 391 to 1989 and encodes 532 amino acids. The transcript is spliced from 6 exons.